CGGCCUGACCACUUCCGCUUCCUGCGCCUUCGGUUGCUAGGCGACGUGAGCUCUUCCUCCCUCUGGAGGGCCCACGCGGUUGUCUUCAUGGAGGCCGGCGAACUCUUCCGCAAACUGAGGGCCGGAGCCACGUUCGACCUGAAGCGCUUUCAGAAGGAUGCGGAGCGGUUCCGGGUGAUCAGAACAAAGAAGAGGAAACCCGCAGCCUCUGAGAUUGAGGAGAGGCUCGAUUUCUUUGCUGCCAAAAGGCCAAAGAGCCCUGAAGGCGAUGACGAUGGAGGAAGCCAUGCAUCUGAACCGUAUCCUGAAGACGAAGCCUUCAAACCAACAGACGGAAAGAAGGCGAAGCGAAAGAGAAAAGCAGAAGGACAAAUCCCUGAAGGGAGGAGAAGGAAGAAAAGGGCCCCAGAAAUGGCUCCCGUCUCUCCUGCCGCUGAAGGCAAUGGGAUCCUGUGGACGUCUUCUCUGGAGGCAAAGCUCGACGCUCCGAAAAAGAAGGAGGAAAAGCAGCUCUCGGCCGAGAAGCUGAGACAAGCCAGGCAAGAACAGGUCAACCGUUUCAGGAACAAGCACAAGAUCUACGUUCAAGGGACGGAUCUCCCGGAUCCCGUGGCCACCUUUGAGCAGCUGGGAGAGGAGUACAAGAUCCUCCCAAGGAUCAUGCAGAACCUGGAGGCGGCCGGGUUCCAGACCCCGACCCCAGUCCAGAUGCAGGCCAUCCCUGCCAUGCUUCAUCGCCGUGAGCUUUUGACUUGUGCCCCCACCGGCUCUGGGAAGACGCUGGCCUUUAGCCUCCCAAUAUUGACGCACCUGAAACAACCCAUGAAUAAGGGCUUCCGGGCUCUCAUUCUCGCUCCCACGAGGGAACUCGCCAGCCAGACCCACAGAGAGCUGCUCAAGUUGUCCGAAGGCACCGGCUUCCGGAUCCACAUGAUCCACAAAGCCGCAGAGGCCGCAAGGAAAUUUGGACCGAAAUCGUCCCGGAAAUUUGAUGUCCUGGUGACGACCCCAAACCGACUCAUCUACCUGUUGAAGCAGGAUCCUCCUGCCAUAGAUUUGAGCAGGGUUGAAUGGCUGGUGGUGGACGAGUCGGACAAGUUGUUCGAAGACGGCAAGACGGGGUUCCGGGACCAACUGGCCACCCUUUUCUCAGCCUGCAGCUCCCCUUUGGUGAAAAGGGCCCUGUUCAGCGCCACUUUUGCGCAUGACGUGGAGCAGUGGUGCCGCCUCAACCUGGACAGCGUCGUCUCCAUUUCCAUUGGCGCAAGAAAUGCUGCGGCUGAGACAGUGGACCAAGAGCUCUUGUUUGUCGGAUCGGAGACUGGGAAGCUCUUAGCCAUGAGAGACUUUGUGAAAAAGGGCUUUGCGCCUCCCGUCCUGGUGUUUGUACAGUCCAUUGAACGGGCCAAAGAGCUCUUCCGGGAGCUCAUUUACGAAGGAAUCAACGCUGACGUCAUCCAUGCAGACAGGACCCAGCAGCAGAGGGACAACGUGGUCCACGGUUUCCGAGCCGGGAAGAUCUGGGUCCUCAUCUGCACCGCUUUGCUGGCCAGAGGGAUGGACUUCAAAGGGGUCAACGUGGUCAUCAACUACGACUUCCCAAGCAGUGCCGUGGAGUACAUCCACCGGAUUGGUCGAACGGGGAGAGCGGGACACACUGGGAAAGCCAUCACGUUCUUCACCGAAGACGACAAGCCCUUGCUGCGCAGCAUCGUCAGCGUCAUUCAGAGGGCUGGCUGCCCCGUGCCGGACUAUAUCCAGCAUUUCCGCAAACUGCAAAGCAAGCAAAAGAAGAAGCUGAUUAAGAAACCGCUGGAAAGGGAACACAUUCUCACUUCCCCAGAGGCCUUGCAGAGGAAAGCCAAGAGAAAACAGUAA
Molecule: messenger RNA, 1878 nt
Organism: Anolis sagrei ordinatus
Lineage: Eukaryota; Metazoa; Chordata; Lepidosauria; Squamata; Anolidae
Source: RefSeq, a predicted model, not a curated record